GGUCAACCCCCGCAGCAGUCCGCCGGUCCGCCAGUCGCACCCUGCACCUCCUCCAGCGAGGACUCGCCCGUCGCCAGCGCGAAGGAGUUUCUCUUGUUCGUUUCCCGUCCGCGUCGCAUGGCGGCCCCGCUCACCCGUGCGCUGUGGCUGCUCGUCGGCCUGCUGGGAUGCGAGGCGUUCAACCUGGACACGGAGCACGUCCAGCGGAAGAGCGGGGAGCCGGGCAGCCUGUUCGGCUUCUCGCUCGCGCUGCACCGGCAGCUGGAGCCGCAGGACAAGAGAAUGCUGCUGGUUGGUGCCCCGAAAGCGAAAGCCACAAAAGGUCAAAAGGCUAAAGUGACAGGAGGCCUCUACAGCUGUGACACGAGCUCCAUCUCAACCAGCUGCGUCAGAGUUAACUUUGAUGAUGAAGAGGAUUUAACCUCAGAAAGCAAAGAGAACCAGUGGAUGGGAGUGUCAGUCAGCAGUCAGGGGCCAGGAGGGAAGAUUGUGACCUGUGCCCAUCGCUACCAGCGACGGGCCAAUGUGAACAGUGCCAUGGCGUCCCGGGACAUUCUCGGCCGCUGCUACGUGCUGAGUCAGAACUUGAAAAUCAGUCCCGGAUUGGAAGAAGAAGGAGGUGAUUGGCACUUUUGUGACCGUCGGGCCAGAGGCCACGAGAUGUUCGGCUCCUGCCAACAGGGCCUCUCUGCCACAUUCGACAAGGACUACCACUACCUCAUCUUCGGGGCUCCUGGAGCAUACAACUGGAGAGGCGUGGUGCGGUUAGAACAAAGAAAUUUGAGCUUAGUAGAUCAGGGCAUCUUUGAUGAUGGUCCUUUUGAGACGGGAGGUGAGAGUGAAAAGAACCCCAACCUGGUCCCUGCCCCUGCCAACAGCUACCUGGGCUUCUCUCUGGACUCAGGGAGGAGUUUGACCAAGAAGGGUUAUCUGACAGUGGUGGCGGGAGCUCCCAGGGCAAACCACAGCGGGGCGGUGGUGCUGAUGAAGAUAGGCCUGGAUUUAAGCAAAAGCUUGGUCGGAGAGUACACGCUGGAAGGCGAAGGGCUGGCCUCGUCUUUCGGCUACGAUCUGGCUGUGCUGGAUCUCAACGGGGACGGUUGGCAGGACAUAGUUGUGGGAGCCCCUCAGUACUUUGAGAAGGAUGGAAAAAUCGGUGGAGCCGUCUACGUCUAUGUCAACCAAGCAGGAGACUGGAACAAAGUCAAACCAACCAGAAUAGACGGACCUAUGGACUCCAUGUUUGGCCUGGCUGUGGAAAGCCUGGGAGACAUCAAUCUGGAUGGUUACCAUGAUUUUGCCGUCGGAGCUCCUUAUGCGGACGAGGGUUCAGGGAAUGUUUACAUCUACAGCGGAUCCGCCACAGGUCUCAGCUCUAAAAAAGCUUUACAGGUGCUGUCAGGCAAGCCUUUAGGUGUUAGGAUGUUUGGCUACUCUUUGGCAGGCAACAUGGAUCUGGAUAAGAACUCCUACCCUGACCUGGCUGUCGGAUCCCUCUCGGACUCUGUCUUUGUCUACAAAUCCCGUCCCGUUAUUAACAUCAAGAAAGAAAUCAAUUUCUCACCGAAGGAAAUCGACCUUACCAAGAAGAACUGUGGCAGCAGCUUCUGCUUGGAUAUUGAGGCAUGCUUCACCUACACUGCCAACCCCAAGAGCUACGCUCCCAAACUGACGGUGGUGUACUCCCUGGUGGCGGACGCUGACCUUACGCGGGAUGGUCUCAUUCACAGGGGGACCUUCAUUGGGUCCUCCGCCUCUGACAAAGUCUAUGAAUCCAAAGGGACCAUCACCAUGAACAGCAAAGGGGCAAAACAGUGUGUAACACGUAAACUUGCCAUACAGGAAAAUAUUCGAGACAAGCUGCGCGGGAUCCCGAUCGACGUGUCUGUGGACAUCCAGGAAGCCAAGCGUAAACGCAGGCAGAGCUCGGCUUCUCUGGCACCUGUCCUGGACCCCAGAGACCCGAUGACAACCCGAUCACAGGUGCAUUUCCUGAAGGAAGGUUGUGGCAUAGACAACGUUUGCCAGAGCAACUUGCAGGUGGAAUAUCGCUACGGCCACAGGGCGACUGACAAAGACACGUUUGUUCCAUUAGAACUGGACAAUGGCAUGCCCCUGAUCUCGCUCAGCAAUCAGAAUGACAUCGCCUUGGAGGUCACGGUAACAAACCUCAAUGGAGACGACGCACAUGAAGCCUCUUUGGCGGCCUCCUUCCCGCGCUCCCUGGCCUACUCUACUUACGUUGUUCCUCCUAGUGAUCGGCAUGUCACCUGCAGAGCCAAUAAAGAUGGUUCUAAGUUGGACUGUGACCUGGGAAACCCCUUCAAACGUGACUCAAAGGCGACCAUCUACAUUAUUUUGGGUACAGCAGGCAUCUCUGUCAGUACGACUGAACUGGAGAUUGAUCUCCAGUUUAAUACUACAAGCGACCAGCAGAACAUAGCUCCUGUCAAAGCAAAGGCAAAGGUGGCCAUCAUGUUGCAGCUGUCUGUGACAGGACAAAUCCAGCCGUCCCAGGUUUACUUUUCAGGAGAGGCCAAAGACGAUCGAGCCAUGAAGACUGAAAGUGACACUGGCAUUGCCAUCACACAUCAGUUCAGAAUAAUCAACCUGGGAAAGCCCUUGAAAGACUUUGGCAGCGCCUCCCUCAACAUCAUGUGGCCAAAGGGGACGACCCAGGGCAAGCGGCUGCUCUACCUGAUGAAGAUCAGCUCCACUGGAGUGGACAAGUUAGACUGCUCCCCUAAAGACGAGAUCAACAGCCUUGGGCUGGAACCAAGUAGUACCAGAGCAAGGAGAUCAGCAGGAAGCUCCAAGAGAAGUGAUGAGGGCACCCUUUCCCGUUUUACUGAGACCAAGGAGUCAAUAGCUCUGUCCUGUGACAACGGGGCACAAUGUGUGACCAUCAAGUGCCCCCUGCGGGGCCUGGACAGUAAUGCAGUCAUCACGGUCCACUCUCGCCUCUGGAACAGCACCUUCAUCAAGGACUAUUCCAAGAUGCAUCACGUGGAGGUGAUAGUGAAGGCCUCUCUGCACGUGGACAGCACAUCAAAGAACACAUUCCUGAAAAAUGCAGAGACACAGGCGAGACUGACGGUGUUCCCAGAGAUGCUUGCAGCUCAGUAUGGAGGAGUACCGUGGUGGAUCAUAGUGCUGUCCAUCCUCUUCCUGCUGCUGCUGUUGGGCCUUUUGGCUUUCCUUCUCUGGAAGUGUGGCUUUUUUAAUCUUGCCAUAUAUGAAGACAAGGUUCCCAGUUACAAUGCGGUUUGGAUCAAACGGGAGGAGAGGGCAAUAAACACUGGAAAUGGUAACUGGGACAACCUGGAAAAGAAGCCCUGGAUUACUACCUGGCACGACAGCGAACAUUAUUCUUAACAGAAAUCUGACUCAAUACAGAUUCCUGUCACUUUCAACUGAACUCCCAAUUUCACUGGUGUCGUUUUUCCUGCCCCAUCUUUGCACAGCUUGGACUGUAAAUAUCAAGAAACAAAAUCCUUAAAAAAAACAAUUUUUUUUUUCUAAAACUUAAAUACUUCAUCACACAUUCUGCUUAAAGGGCUGAUUGAUCUCAGAGAGUCUGAAUGAAUCACUGGAAGGAGAGUUGCAGUGUGGGAGAUGGUCCUGCACAACUGCGGUUUGUGUGUCACAGCUUUACUGCUUGUUUUUGAACAUUGACUGUGGACAGUGUUGACUGGGUGAGGGAGGGAUUUACACUUUUUGUACAUUUAAAAAAAACGUUUUGCAGAAUUGUUUGUAUUUAUUCUCCGUGAGUGCUUUGUUACGUGCUCUACAGGCCAAAGAAUCAUGCAAUGUAUAUAUUCACAGGCAACUUUUUGUCAACUACAAUGCAUCCACCCCAAUGUUUAAGACGGAGCAUCUUGCUUGAAUGUUGAUCAAUUGGUUUGUAUUUCAGUCUCAAGGUGCCUCAGAUUGUAUGUUCCCAAUUAACUGCAGCUUAACAGUUAUUAAAUAUUCUGUAAACUUACUGCACAGUCUCUGCGGAAUCCACCUUUAAUUCACUGGCUCUGAAAAAGGACUAAAUUUAGAGCAAACAGUUUCUUGAAUAAAAAUGUUUUUGUUAUA
Molecule: messenger RNA, 4083 nt
Organism: Scophthalmus maximus (turbot)
Lineage: Eukaryota; Metazoa; Chordata; Actinopteri; Pleuronectiformes; Scophthalmidae
Gene: itga6b
Product: integrin, alpha 6b
Exons: 25
Coding region: 118-3375 (1085 amino acids)
Biological process (GO): cell adhesion mediated by integrin; cell-cell adhesion; integrin-mediated signaling pathway
Cellular component (GO): integrin complex; external side of plasma membrane
Molecular function (GO): integrin binding
Source: RefSeq, a predicted model, not a curated record